GAUCAUCACUUCCCCUUUUGUCAUCACUUCCAUCCAACCCAAUUGCGCUACCGACUGUGCGCACCGACCUUUCUAUACGCCACCGUCCCAUUGUUGUGUGUUCCUUGAAUGGCCCUCUCGACUGGUAUUGCUUGCUGCCGCUCGAAUCCCUACCCAUCUCAUCUCCCCAACCCCUUCUGGACAUCCUCUCUUCGCACCUCUCAACGCGCGGACGACUGUCUCUUCGCCGACAAACAACAGGCCUCUUCUGACAGCCAAAAUGACGUCCAUGGACCUGCGUGUUGGCGGCAAGUACCGUAUUGGCAAGAAGAUCGGCAGUGGCUCGUUUGGUGACAUCUACCUCGGUGUCAACAUUGUGUCCGGAGAGGAGGUUGCCAUCAAGCUCGAGUCAGUGAAGGCAAAGCACCCUCAGCUCGAGUACGAAUCGAAGGUGUACAAGUCGCUCGCCGGAGGUGUCGGCGUUCCAUUUGUUCGUUGGUUCGGCACUGAGUGUGACUACAAUGCCAUGGUCUUGGAUCUGCUUGGCCCGUCCCUCGAGGACCUCUUCAACUUCUGCAACCGCAAGUUCAGCCUCAAGACGGUCCUGCUCCUUGCCGACCAGCUGAUUUCACGCGUCGAGUACAUCCACUCGCGCAAUUUCAUCCACCGUGACAUCAAGCCUGACAACUUCCUCAUGGGCAUCGGCAAGAGGGGCAACCAGGUCAACAUCAUCGACUUUGGCCUCGCCAAGAAGUACCGGGACCCUAAGACGCACCUGCACAUCCCUUACCGCGAGAACAAGAAUCUUACCGGCACUGCCCGCUACACCUCGAUCAACACCCACUUGGGAGUCGAGCAGUCGCGUCGCGACGACCUCGAGUCUCUGGGCUACGUUCUUAUGUACUUCCUCCGUGGUCAGCUUCCAUGGCAGGGUCUGAAGGCGGCGACCAAGAAGCAGAAGUACGACCGCAUCAUGGAGAAGAAGAUGACGACUCCCACCGACAUUCUUUGCCGGGGCUUCGCCAACGAGUUCGCCAUUUACCUCAACUACUGCCGUUCGCUUCGCUUUGACGACAAGCCCGACUACUCGUACCUCCGCAAGCUCUUCCGCGAUCUCUUCGUUCGUGAGGGAUUCCAGUAUGACUACGUCUUCGACUGGUCGGUGCAGCCUCCUCCUCCCAAGGACGACGCCUCGAAGCGGUCGCCGCGCAGCACACUCCGCACCAUGGAGAUGGGCGGCCCUCGCCACAUCUCCCCCACCCAGGACAAUGCCAUUGACUCGCCGCAGCAGCGCCAGCUGCGCUCGCAGACGCGCAAGGACGCUCGUGACCCUCGCAGUGGGGCCUGGUAAGCCAGCUCCUGAGGUUGGUCGACG
This is a messenger RNA of Cutaneotrichosporon oleaginosum, 1354 nucleotides long. RefSeq lists its product as uncharacterized. Gene Ontology annotation, cellular component: nucleus; cytoplasm. Lineage: Eukaryota; Fungi; Basidiomycota; Tremellomycetes; Trichosporonales; Trichosporonaceae. Gene Ontology annotation, molecular function: protein serine/threonine kinase activity; ATP binding. The record is from RefSeq and is a predicted model, not a curated record. Gene Ontology annotation, biological process: signal transduction; peptidyl-serine phosphorylation; endocytosis.